Molecule: messenger RNA, 719 nt
Organism: Aspergillus glaucus CBS 516.65
Lineage: Eukaryota; Fungi; Ascomycota; Eurotiomycetes; Eurotiales; Aspergillaceae
Product: thioredoxin family protein
Exons: 2
Coding region: 72-410 (112 amino acids)
Molecular function (GO): protein-disulfide reductase activity
Source: RefSeq, a predicted model, not a curated record
CUCGGAUUACCCCCAGAACAACCACCUUCAAACUUCAACAAUCUAUCCUCUCUCCUCGAACAUACUCCACCAUGUCUGACCACGGCAACGUCCUCCCCAUCAAGACCGAGGCCGAAUUCAAGGAAAAGGUCCUCUCCUCCACCGGCCUUGUCGUUGUCGACUGCUUCGCUACCUGGUGUGGUCCCUGCCGGGCCAUCGCUCCCCGCGUCGCCCAGCUUUCGCAGACUUACUCCUCCGCCAAGUUCUAUCAGAUUGACGUUGAUGAGCUGAGUGACGUCGCUGCCAACUUGCAGGUUCGCGCGAUGCCGACUUUCAUUCUGUUCAAGGAUGGAGAGCGUGUGCCCGGGGGUGAUGUUGUUGGUGCUAACCCCGCGGGGUUGGACAAUGCUAUUAAGGCGAACAUUGCAUAGAUCUUUUCUUUCUCGUGAUUGAUUGAUUUUGAUUUGGGAGAGAUUUAUAUAUCUUGGCUUGUUUUUUAUUUUUAUUUUUUAUUUUAUAAAUAUCGAAUGUGAUUGUUGAUUUGAUAUCAAUGGAAUGAGGGCUGUUAUGCAAUGCAGGGUUAGACUUGCAGGAUGACUGCAUAUGGCUUUUGCCCAUCCCACAUAUGUCGGUACUCCUGUACCUGGGCGUACACAGCCUUGCUGCAUAGUUAAGUCAUCAAUUGUGUAUGCUACGUUACGCCAGUCUAUGUAUACGUUCGUACAUGUGGCAGUGGCAGC